AUGAACUCGAAUUCUCUAUUCGUCCUGUUACUGAUGUCGCAGGGCCUGGGGAUGCAGCAACUGUCGAGCCGGUUACAGGAUCCUCGUUGCAAAGCUGAGCAGAUGAGAAACAUGAGUAGCGCACCACGAUCGGACACUACAUCAAGCACACGUAUGUCCGCACCUCGCUUUUGGGUGUGGCUCGACCUUGUCCCGCCUCCUGUUGAAGGUGCGGCUUAUGUUUUCGCGUUGAGGAGAGCGCCAUCCUUGAGCUCAGAUAUCUUCAAAGCCGCCACAAGAAGGUACCUUUUCGUUGCUGCUGCCGCGCAACUGAAGCAAACGAGCGCCGCAUAG
This is a messenger RNA of Mycosarcoma maydis (corn smut), 333 nucleotides long. RefSeq lists its product as uncharacterized. Lineage: Eukaryota; Fungi; Basidiomycota; Ustilaginomycetes; Ustilaginales. The coding region runs from base 1 to 333 and encodes 110 amino acids. The transcript is spliced from 3 exons. The record is from RefSeq and is a predicted model, not a curated record.